UCCCGGACUCUGCACAAACAUACGGCCACGAUUAGCUGACACUCCGCCCUUUUCCAACCUGCAAAUACGCUAAGCGGUCUCCGGGCAGGGGUAACAUUUCAGCCGCCGCUGCCUCUGCCGUGAGCUUCCCUUCCCCUGCUGAACUCUGCGUGAGAGUGAGGAGGUAAGAGCAGCACGUUUUCUUUAGCGGAGUCGUCUCUGUGGCGCGGAGCACUGACAUAUGGACACAGGUUGAACACGAGUACACUUGGGGAGCACUGGGUGAUGUAGACAGCCACGGGAGGGUUGUGGUGGACACUACUGUACAUCCCACCGUUGGACGCACGUUUCACCACGGACCGUAAACUUGAGGUUUAUUGAUUAGACACGGAUUAACUGGUUGUACCCUCGGGACAGGAGUGUUGUCCAGUGUAAUAGGAAGGACGGUGGGGUGGCUGACCCUCGGGCUAGGACAGACAGGAGCCGGUCUGUCUACACGACCUCUGGACACUCCUUACCGCCCUUCUAGAUUUCUUGCCUACCGGACGAAUUCCUAAAAGGAAAUUGUAAGGUCGGAAAGGUCAGGAGAGGGUAAAACCUUGCCCUUAAUCGUGCAGUUCACACGGAGCCCGGAGCUUAGAGGACUGACCAAGAAAUUAUCUCGACUGGCGCUGGCUGGUCGGCCUUGUAGAGAGGGGAACGCGCAGGCUAACCGGUAUCGCCGGAGGAGAAAGUGAUUGACAGCUGUACGUGUUGUCUGGAGAGGCGGAGACAAGGGGUACCGAUUUCUGCUUAGACAAGUGGAGACACCGAAAGUUCUGCGUCUGUUCGGCAGUACUGCUCCAGUGUACUUGCACUGGAAUCCGUACAAGAUACGGUGUAGCCAUCAGAGCAUGGUCUAGGACACUGAAGUUCGAAAGGAACAUUUAGGGGCAGGACAACUCGGGUUCCCCGGUGCUACUUCGUCUAUAUCAAUCGGGUUUAAUUUGGGGAUUUAGUCCCCCUGAUCGGUCAAAGUAUCAACAGGCGAGCCGCACCACUCCAAGCACAAGGACUGUGUCUGAAGUGUUGUUUAUCCUCUUGUGACUUGACUAAGCCCGUACAAGUGAGGUUGAGGCUGAGGAGUCCGUAGCUGACCGACAUGGCUUGUAUCGUGUGCCGUUCCUCCUCCACCAAAGUCCUGGCGCUGCUGCUGUGUGUUCUAGCCAGUUUUCACGUCGCCGUGGACGUUCACGAGGCGUGGACAAAAUUUCGCAGCAGAAAUAACCGCGACAUUCUAGGUGAAGAGUUGGGUCCAAAUGACUACCGCGACGGGAACGUGGGAUUUGUGUACAUCGACGGGAACUCGCCGGCUGGCAACGGACGGCGGCAGCUGCAGGCACGGCAGGAGGCCGUACCCAACCCCGAUGUAGCAGUGAGGCAUGCUCGGUCCAUUUCCGAGAGUUCUGUGGAGGAGAUCCCUCUCCAGCCGUGGGCAGACCAGGACAGGUCACUGCGGGCCGAGGUGGACAGGUUCUUCAACUUCAUCUCUUCUCCACAGAUCCCGUGCGAAGACCUGAGGCCAAUGCCGCCCUUCAACAGAAACCAGAACGAGGUGUCACCAUGGCGACUGUGUUAUGAGAGCCAUGGAGGAGCCCUAGGGAAUCCACAAGCGGAGGAAUGUGUGGUCUAUUCCUUCAGUCUGGAGAGGAAGGAUCCCUUCGCCCUGGCGGUAGCGCACACCGGCUGUGAGGUGCACGUGUUCGACCCGGACCUUCAGGGAGAAGAACAUCAACAGAUUGGAGAUGAGCUGUGGGUCCAUCGCGCUGCGCUGGACUGGCGGGACUCACAUCACGAGGGGGAGGGGGGCCGCUGGCACACCCGCAGGUUCACCUCACUCAUGCGGGAUUUGGGACACAGCACGGUUGACGUUGUACGGAUGGACUUGGAAGGUCUGGAGUGGAAAGUCCUGGAGGACAUGUUACUGGAAGGUGCCAUGUCCCGAAUCCAUCAGAUACUGGUGGAGGUGCAUCUGCACUGGAGUGGCUUUCAGGUGAUGGGAGAUCCCCCACAGGUGGUGCGGUACUGGUACAGCCUCCUCAACCAGCUGCACAACCAGAACUACCGACUGGUCGGUAUGUUCAACCACGACCUGGUCCCAGACAGAGAUUCCCUCACACCAGGAAAGAACAAAAUAAGAACAUUUAACCAGAAUUUUUACGAGGAAACAGAGAUGGAGAGUGUUGGUGGUGAUGUUGAAGUUCAAGGUCCUGGUAGACCAAAGACAAGGAUGUCUCCCAGCAGAUUUCUGCAGGAUACACGGAUGGAUGUUGGCUGUUGUCAUGUCUUAGUGUGGAUCAACACACACUGGGAGAACUCAUGAUGGUGAUGUCUAGUGAUUAACUGGGUAGGACUGUAGAGAAAAGAAGCUCAGAGUUUUUGUUAACUUUUGUACAGGCAGAAAAAAGAAUGAUUGGAUCUGUCUUAGUUAUAGUGGCAAUGCGCUGCUUAUCUACUUGAGACACUCAGUCAAUAUCUACAUGUACAGUCAAACCUGUAUUAGCGGCCACCUUUGCAUACCGGCCACCUGCCCAUAGUGGCCACUUUUUGUCGGUCCCUGGGAUUC
Molecule: messenger RNA, 2584 nt
Organism: Branchiostoma floridae (Florida lancelet)
Lineage: Eukaryota; Metazoa; Chordata; Leptocardii; Amphioxiformes; Branchiostomatidae
Product: methyltransferase-like protein 24
Exons: 8
Coding region: 1121-2341 (406 amino acids)
Source: RefSeq, a predicted model, not a curated record